AUGCUAACACUCUUCAAGCCUUGGAACCAUCCCUUGGAGCUAAAACAACAAGGCCAGACAUGGCAGCAAGCAUUCAACCAGCAUGUGUUCACAGAAAGGCAACAGACGGUGAUGGGUUACUUUCAUGUGCGCUACGAAUGUAACGAUGCUCGUGAUGAUUGCAGAGCGCAAAGGGUUGGAGCGGCAAAGGACAUGGGCAUGCAUUGGGUCGGCGGUCAGUUUAUACACGAACUCGACAAAGAGUCUUGGGCAACAGACAAGAUGGACAUGAUAGCCGACGAUGUAGCUGGUAUAGAUAACGCCUUCCAAGACGUCAAUAUAGGAAGUGGUGCUGCGGCAGGUGCUGUUGCUGUAGCUGGCAUGAAACAUGCACUGGAGUCGGUAGGAUGGAUGGAUUCAAUGGUACAUGAUGAGCAGAAAGAGACCUCUACGGAUGAUGCGGUGCCACAGUCAAACGAAGGAGACAAUGAUAGCCGGGACAUAGAAGGCCUGUCAGAUGACACAGGGCAAGAGACUACCAUCGACCUUCCUGUCGACGCACGGACAACGAGUGGCUGGAGGGAGCUUCUAGCGAACAGUAAACGAUCAGCCAUUGCUGCAAAGUUCGCAGGUGCACCAGCAGUUGAAGACGACGGAGAUAAAGUACUGUCUAAUCAGCGUUUUUGGGAAGAUGAGGUUCGUAAAGUGGACAAGACUUUCCUGUCCAAGUCAUUCAAGGCAGAUGUAGAGAAGGAAGACGCAGGUGCAGUCAUUGACAAGAUCGUUAGCGACUUCCAUCUAAACGAGGAGCAAGAGAGGGCAUUCAGGAUUAUAGCGAAUCAUUCUCUCGUCAAUACCCUAGCGGACCCCCUGAGAAUGUAUAUAGGCGGAAUGGCUGGAACUGGUAAAUCCCAAGUUAUCAAAGCCGUCAUCAAGUUCUUUGAAGAGAGGGGCAAAUCAUAUGCGUUUCUCAUCUUAGCUCCAACCGGCUCAGCGGCCUCCUUGGUUUCUGGAUCCACAUAUCAUUCGGACCAGGCGACCCCCUAG
Peniophora sp. CBMAI 1063 is the source of this 1026-nucleotide messenger RNA. NCBI's taxonomy places the organism in Eukaryota, Fungi, Basidiomycota, Agaricomycetes, Russulales, Peniophoraceae. The record is from the annotation of a GenBank genome assembly.